Molecule: messenger RNA, 1290 nt
Organism: Microtus ochrogaster (prairie vole)
Lineage: Eukaryota; Metazoa; Chordata; Mammalia; Rodentia; Cricetidae
Gene: Erich2
Product: glutamate rich 2
Source: RefSeq, a predicted model, not a curated record
GCACUACCAUGCUCAGCUGAAUGCUAUCUUUAUCAAUCACUAUAAAUAAAAGUUUUGAACAGCAGUGUGAAACACCAACUUGAAAGAUAAUUUGAGGCUGUAGGAGGGGCCACCCAGGGGAGAAUCCUCUGGACUCGGAGAUUUGGGAACUUGUGCACUACGCUGUGUGUGCAGUGAAUGAGCCUGUCCCUGUGAUGUCGCAGGAUGUUCUUGGUCACCCAUUAUGACCUUCCUCUGAUGACAUCAGUGUGGCGAGGUGGUGCAGAGACCAGGCGUGCUCUAGAGGGUCAGGAGGUUACAAUUCCAUGGAGACUGUGGGUGAGAAAAAAACAGAUGAAGUGGACAAGGAUACAAUCCUUGCAAAGCAAGAGAAAAUCAGUGAGUAUUGCCUUGAGGACAUCGAGGAGAAGUUGUCGGAUUCGACAGACGGCGAUGGUGACGAUGACACCAACGAUGAAGAUGACGAAGGCACCCCUAAAAAGGAGACUCGUGCCCCGCUAGAGUUGAUGGCAGAAUUUCUGAGAGCAGAGAUGGGCCGAGACUACCAGCUGGCCAAAAAGUUAUGUCAGAUGAUCCUAAUCUACGAACCAGAAAAUCCUGUGGCCAAGGAAUUUUUCUCACUUAUUGAAGAAAUAUUGCUAAAGGAGGAAGCUCAGAAGCAGAAGGACGAGGAAGAGGACAGUGAAGAGGACACCAGCAGUGAGAGCGAGGCGGAGAGCAGUGAGGAAGGGAGCGAGGACAGCUCCGACGAGUGUGAAGACGGGUCCUGAGGUCGCUGCUGUGGAGAGUUAUUUUCACGGGUGUAUGCCAUGCGAAUGAAAAUAUAAAGGAGAGAGCUACUGUGCAGCCUAACGCCUAACUGUGGUUUCUUCGGUACAGAGUUCCAGCGAUCUGCACUCUUAGUUUGAGCUCCUCGCUCCGUGUUCAGGCUUAGACCAAGACACGUCACUUAGAGAGGGAAGGAGGGAGGAAAUAUGACAUCCUGGGAGCAUAGCGCAUGCCCCACCCUAUUUAAUCUUAAAACCCCAAGUAAUAUGUUACCAUCCCCAUUUUACAGGUGGGAAAAGUGAGGCAUGGGGGGAGUAAAUAGUUUCUCUAGUGAGAGUCACCUGUUUGUAGGGUCUGGAUUUGCCUCUGUGACCUCAUGGCUCAACAGCUGGGCUUUCAGUCCCCUUUCAAUGACUGCCCCAUCAAACUUUAACAAAGAAGUCAUCUGUCCAUGUCACAGAUCUGGAGAUCUCAUCUCCUCUCUGGCAGAGAAACAACAGAGUGUGUGUGUGUGUGUGUGUG